GUGAGUUUAUCUUUCUCAGAAUUUCCCCCAUUAAGCAAAGCCUCACCCUUUCCAAAACGGACUUCACUUUUCACUCUUCUCACAAAACCAGAAAAAAGCUGAAACUUCUGCUGCGACUGCUCGUACUCAUGUACCCUUCAUCCUCAUCAUCCUCGUCCCAAAAGUCCAUGGGCCCAAGCCCAACCGGCAUCACCCGCUACGGCUCCGCUCCGGGCUCCCUCCUCACCUCCGCCGUCGACUCCGUCAUUGGAGCAGUCGCCGAGCGUGAAUUCUCCCCCCUCCGACCUGCUUCCUUCGUCGGCCGAUACUUAUCCGGAGGCGGCGGCGCAGAUGGCGACUCCUCCUCCCUCACCUCCGAGUCAACCUUCAGAGUCAACCCAUCCAACGCUAACAAGGAGGCCACGAAGCCGCUGCCCAGAUCGUACGGUUUGGGCGAGUUGGCGGCCGCGAUUGGAUCUUCUUCUUCUACCUCGUGUUCUUCCUCGUCUUUGGUUCGCCAGAGAAGCUCUCCAGCUGGCUUUCUGAGCCAUCUCACUGACAACAAUGUAGGAGGAUUUUCAGUUACACGAGGAAGUGGAAGCUAUAGCUCACAAGGUGGGCCUAAUGGUGGCCAUGGAGGAACAAGGUUGAAGUCCCAGUUGAGCUUCACUAGGCAAGAUUCUCUUUCUCAAAUCUCUGAAGUUAGUGAAAAUGCUGUCGAAGGUGUUAGCUCUACCAGUGGCCAACAUAGUGCCAUGCAUUCUUAUCCCGCUAGUAGCUUUGGGAUGGACUCCUGGGAUAAUACCAAUUCUAUUGUCUUUUCUGCUCCAACAAGUAAACGAGCUAAAAAUAUGGAUGGUGACAUAUUUAACUGCCUCAAUACCUUAGAAUCUCAGUUUAGCCUGCCCCAGACAACUUUAGAAAUGGCAACAGUGGAGAAGCUACUACACAUCCCUGAAGAUUCAGUUCCUUGCAAAAUCCGUGCUAAGCGUGGCUGUGCAACUCAUCCCAGAAGCAUUGCUGAGAGGGAGAGAAGAACUAGAAUAAGUGGGAAGUUAAAGAAACUGCAAGACCUUGUCCCUAACAUGGAUAAGCAAACAAGCUAUGCAGACAUGUUGGAUUUGGCUGUGCAACAUAUCAAGGGUCUACAAAAUCAAGUCCAGAAUCUUCACAAAGAUCUUGAAGGUUGCACUUGCGGCUGCAAACCCACAUAACAUUACCUGAUGAUAGUGAAGAAAAUAAGGGAACUACAGAGGCCCAAAAUUAAAAGGGGUCGAAGUUAGACUAGUUUUGUUGCAUUACCAGGUUAGACUCUAUAUUUCUUCUGUAGAAAAAGUAGAUUCAAACACUUUUAGGACGGCAAUUGUCCUUGCAUAUUUUAUAGUGAUUUAAAUCAUCUUUGUAUUCUUGGAUAAAGUUGUACAUAUAACGAAGCAACUACUGUUUCUGUGGUUCAUCAAGGAAGUCAACUUUGUUAAUUUGUUUCACCAAACGAAUACCGUGUAUUCUGUUCAUCUCACCAAACCAUUGGUAGCAUUGUAUGCAGCUUCAUAUUCUCUAAUGCUUCA
This is a messenger RNA of Rosa chinensis, 1547 nucleotides long. RefSeq names its product transcription factor bHLH128. Gene Ontology annotation, biological process: regulation of transcription by RNA polymerase II. The record is from RefSeq and is a predicted model, not a curated record. Bases 129 to 1193 code for a protein of 354 amino acids. The transcript has 6 exons. Gene Ontology annotation, cellular component: nucleus. Gene Ontology annotation, molecular function: protein dimerization activity; RNA polymerase II cis-regulatory region sequence-specific DNA binding; DNA-binding transcription factor activity, RNA polymerase II-specific. NCBI's taxonomy places the organism in Eukaryota, Viridiplantae, Streptophyta, Magnoliopsida, Rosales, Rosaceae.